Molecule: messenger RNA, 1134 nt
Organism: Humulus lupulus (European hop)
Lineage: Eukaryota; Viridiplantae; Streptophyta; Magnoliopsida; Rosales; Cannabaceae
Exons: 1
Coding region: 1-1134 (377 amino acids)
Molecular function (GO): zinc ion binding; nucleic acid binding
Source: RefSeq, a predicted model, not a curated record
AUGGGUGACCUUCAAGUGGUCAGUGGAAUUAAGAAACUUAACUGUCAAAAUUACAACACGUGGUCAUUGCAUAUGGAGGCAUAUCUCCAAGGCCAAGACUUGUGGGAGAUCGUUAAAGGCAACAAGGUCACACAACCAGAGGAUGUAGCUGCUCUAAAGAAAUGGAAGAUUAAAGCUGGAAAAGCAUUGUUUGUUAUUCAGACCACAGUCGAAGAUGAAAUGUUGGAGCACAUCAUGGAAUCGAAGACAGUGAAGGAAGCAUGGGAUACUUUCGCAUCAUUAUUCACAAAGAAGAAUGAUGUGAGAUUGAAACUUCUAGAGAACGAGCUUCUCUCUAUCACACAACGCGACAUGAUGAUCAACCAAUACUUUACCAAGAUAAAAUCUCUUUGUCGCGGAAUUUCUGCAUUAGAUUCUACUGCUGGUAUGUCAGACUCCAGAAUUAGAAGAAUUGUUAUUCAUGGAUUAAAAGUUGAAUAUAGAAGUUUUAUUGACGCAAUACAAGGUUGGUCAAGCCAACCUUCUCCUACUAAAUUAGAAAACUUGCUAGCUGACCAAGAAGCGUUGGCUAAGCAAUUAUCUGGAGUCUCGAUAAAGAGCGACGAAGAAGCACUCUUUAGUAGCAAUAAGAAAGGUCGACCCCGGCCAAGUUCUAGAAAAGGUUCUAGAAGAUAUGAUGACAAAGAUGGUCAUCAUGGAAGCUCCCAAACAGGGCGAGCUCAAAAGAAAUACAACUGGGGUGGCCAAUUUAAGAGUAACAAUAAAUUUGAUGGUAAAUGCUACAACUAUGGGAAAAAGGGCCACAUUGCUAAAAAUUGUUGGUCUAAGAAGAAAACAACAAAGGGCAAUGUAGUCAUGUCAAACACUAGACAAGCAAGCGAUGAAGAAUGGGACGUUGAAGCAUCUUUCGCCGUGGAGGAAGGAGAAUUAGCUCUGGCAGUUACUGUUCCCAGACCAAUCGACUACAACAAUGAUUGGAUAAUCGACUCUGGCUGCUCAAAUCAUAUGACAGGGGACAAAGAGAAGUUGCAAAGCAUGACCGAGUACAACUCAAGAUUAAUGAUUACCCAUAUCGUUAAAACAAAAAUAGUGCCACGACUAAGUACAAAGGAAGUAUCACUCCAGGAUGUCUAG